CUCCCCAUGUGCUCCCAACCCCCUAGCUGACGGCCGCACUGCAGAAGGUCAGAGAGAGGAGAAGAGGAGAGGAAGAGGAGGCUGAGGCAGAGACGGGCAGGGGCGGGAGUGGCUUGGAUGUACACGAACAUGCCGAGAGGAGAGCCAGCUGACAAGCCAUGACAACCAUGCUGAGUCCCAAGAUCAGACAGGCCAGAAGAGCCAGGUCCAAAAGCAUGGUGAUGGGCGAGGUGACACGGGGCUCCUGCCAGCCGGCUUCGCCCAGCCUCCAGGAGGGGGCGCUGAAGGCUGGCUGGCUGAAGAAGCAGCGCAGCAUCAUGAAGAACUGGCAGCUGAGGUGGUUCGUGCUGCGGGCAGAUCAACUAUUUUUCUACAAAGAUGAGGAGGAAACCAAACCACAGGCAGAAAGAGAGAGACUGACUGUCACAAAGACUAAAAAGUGUCACGAGGACUCUAAGCGUGUGGGCUAUAAGAGCCUGAAGAUCACAAUUUCCUCCAUGCAGGCAAACGAGUUUUCACUGUAA
This is a messenger RNA of Entelurus aequoreus (snake pipefish), 524 nucleotides long. Its product is annotated as rho GTPase-activating protein 22-like. Lineage: Eukaryota; Metazoa; Chordata; Actinopteri; Syngnathiformes; Syngnathidae. The record is from RefSeq and is a predicted model, not a curated record. The coding region runs from base 159 to 524 and encodes 121 amino acids. The transcript has 3 exons.